CUGCCCGGUUUGUAGAUGAGCUCAGAACCAGCCCUUGACCCAACGGAAGCCGCACCCUCACCCCAAAGCUGCUGCUCCCCCUUUUCCUCGGUGGCCCCGGGCCGGCUCACCCGGCGGAGCAGCCGCCGAGCGCGGGAGGCGGAGCUAGGAGGGGGCGUGGUCGAGCGGGGUGGGGCUAAGAGUGGAGGCGGGGCCAAGCGCUCACGCCCAGGCGCGCUGCGAGCUCAGGCUACGUGGCGGGCGCUGAUUGGCGGGCGCGGAAGCGGGGCGGGGCGCUGCGGCCGGCUGAGGGCAGCGGGAGGUGCCGCGCCAGGCCGGGCCGCUUCUCUCUGCCGCCCCCGCCAUGGCGUACGGUGGCCUGACGGUGCCCAUCAUCGUCAUGAGCGUUUUCUGGGGACUGGUCGGCGGCGUCCUGCCGUGGCUCAUACCCAAGGGGCCCAACCGCGGGAGAUAAUGACCACUAAAUCUCUCUUCCUCCCUCUGACAUCCCCUCUGCUCCACAGUGUGAUCAACACAAUGCUGGUGACAUGUGCUGUUUGCUGCUACCUGUUUUGGCUGAUUGCGAUUCUGGCUCAACUCAACCCUCUCUUUGGGCCGCAGUUAAGCAAUGAAACAAUCUGGUAUCUUAGAGCACACUGGCCUUAAGGAUGUUUGUCCUCUGCUGCAAUUUAUUGACCUAGGUGAAGAAGCGAUUUCCUCCAGAUGAGAACUCCACUGACACACCGAUGCCCUUAACAUAGUUGGUUGGAUACUGAGCCUGCAUUAACGCCUUAACUUUUCUAUUGUGCUUCCAAUGGCUUGUUCAAAGCCCUGUACUUUUUCCUACUGUCCCGUUGAAGUGUGCCUAAUGGAAUUGAUCCUCCUCUUUGGUACUGUACGUUUUUGUCUGUUAACUUUGGAUACGAUGAACAUUUCUAAAGCUUUUAUGGGUCGUGGAGUCAGCUUUCCAGUUCUGUAGGAGCACCGUGUUGUCCCACAGGUGUGAGGUGGUUGCUGUGCCAUUCACGCUGUUCUUUGGCUGCACUUGGAAAACAACUCAACUGUGUGAGGAGAAACGGUGGUGGUGCCACGUGCUGAUGGCAUUUAUUUUUUAAGAUGAGUUGUAUUAUUGGGAAAUUUGGUCUUGAAUUUCUCAUGCCUGGUAAUAAAACUAAUCCUCUGCUCUAUACAGAA
Molecule: messenger RNA, 1173 nt
Organism: Columba livia (rock pigeon)
Lineage: Eukaryota; Metazoa; Chordata; Aves; Columbiformes; Columbidae
Gene: ATP6V0E1
Product: ATPase H+ transporting V0 subunit e1
Exons: 5
Coding region: 16-645 (209 amino acids)
Biological process (GO): proton transmembrane transport
Cellular component (GO): proton-transporting V-type ATPase, V0 domain
Molecular function (GO): proton-transporting ATPase activity, rotational mechanism
Source: RefSeq, a predicted model, not a curated record